Molecule: messenger RNA, 592 nt
Organism: Prorocentrum cordatum
Lineage: Eukaryota; Dinophyceae; Prorocentrales; Prorocentraceae
Source: the annotation of a GenBank genome assembly
GUGGUCUGUCAGCCCUCUGGGCUCGAGGUCGUGGGCACCCCUCCAAGGGCGCCAUCUGCGCGGGCCCGCGGCGGGGUCCCACGCCGAGGGGGGGCGCUGGGGCCACCUCGAUGCGAUGGACGGCGACGAGGGCGACGAGGGCACCGAGGAGGUGGUUCAGGACGGCCAGGACGCGGUGAAGAAGAAGAAGAAGCCUCGGAAGAAGAAGAAGGGCAAGUCCGAGGAAGUCGAGGAGGCGCCCGCGCCCGCUCCUCCGGAGGAGGGGCCCCCCGACUAUACCGCGAGCGAGUGGGUGGACAUAACCGGCAUGUGCAACACCGCCGUGAGCGGGAUGGGGGCAGGCGAGAUGAUCGAGAGCCCAAACUUUCGCCUCGUUGACGCGAUAUGCGCCAUCGAGAUCAUGGACCCCAAGAUGGACUCUGGCUUCCGGUGCCAGGAGGACAUGACCAUCGAGAGGGCGGCCGAGGUGGGCAUCUUAACCACCGCUCUGUCGCACGAGGACAUGGUCACUAUCUGGGACCAGUUGCUGAUGUAUUAUCUGAAGCGCUUCGCGGUGCGCUCCCGCUCUCUGCUUGCCUCUCUCCUGGAAGAG